Messenger RNA from Caenorhabditis angaria, 425 nucleotides. The record is from the annotation of a GenBank genome assembly. NCBI's taxonomy places the organism in Eukaryota, Metazoa, Nematoda, Chromadorea, Rhabditida, Rhabditidae.
AUGGAACAAUCCAAAGUUUUGUUGCCAGCUUUCGAACAAUCUUCUUUGUCAGUCUCUAAUGUAUCAACAACAAUGACCCCAACUAUUUCCACAAAUGAUCUACAAACCGAUGAAUCAAAAUCACCAGAAGUUCCAACUGAUAUGUCAAAGUUAUGGGAACAGGAAAAUCGGAAAAAUGGGACUGUGGUAGUUAUCAUUCCAGAGGUGAGUUUUUUUAGGAGAAAAAGAAGGGCUUUCAAUCCGAAUUUUAUCGAUCAAAGCACAUUGUAAAUUUUAUUUUUCAGAGACCAGAGCCAUUUUCUCCACCAUCAGCCGACCGAAUUUUAGCAAAUCCAAACGCCGUCAAAAUUCAGAAUAAAAUCAAAAGUUUUUAUGGAAAGAGACAAUCUGCGAAGCGAUUUGAUUUGGCACAUCUUCUUGAAUAG